Raphanus sativus (radish) is the source of this 3090-nucleotide messenger RNA. RefSeq names its product jacalin-related lectin 34-like. The transcript has 8 exons. Lineage: Eukaryota; Viridiplantae; Streptophyta; Magnoliopsida; Brassicales; Brassicaceae. Bases 1 to 3090 code for a protein of 1029 amino acids. Gene Ontology annotation, molecular function: carbohydrate binding. The record is from RefSeq and is a predicted model, not a curated record.
AUGUCUUGGGACGAUGGUACGCACGCAAAGGUGAAGAAAGUUCAUAUUACAUAUGAUGACGUCAUCUACUCAAUCCAGGUCACGUACGGAACCGCACCUCAAGCCCCGCUUCGUGGCUCUGUUGGGCCCAUGUCUGCCGAGUUCACCUUGGAAUCGAACGAGUACAUAACGGCUCUUUCUGAUUACGCGCUGAGCACGCAAGACGUUAUAACGUCGUUGACUUUCAAAACGAACAAGAAGACGUAUGGACCUUAUGGAAACAAAUAUGGUUAUCAGAUUUCUGCUGCUCAUGAGAAAAUCGGAAAACAAAUCGCCGGUUUUCAUGGUACCGAAGGCAAAAUUCUCAACUCCAUUGACGUUCACUACGCUCCAAUACCCACUGGCACCGGCGGUUCAGAGGCUCAAAAGUUGGAUGCCGAGGGUGGAGCGUCUGGAGCUGUGUGGGACGAUGGUGCUCACGACAACGUUAAAAAGGUCUCUGUUGGACAAGGCCAAGAUGGUAUAGCAGCUGUCAAGUUUGAAUACAGAAAUGGUUCUCAAGUUGUUAUUGGAGCUGACCGUGGGACACCAACAUUGCUUGGAUACGAAGAGUUUGAGCUUGCAUCUGAUGAAUACAUAACCAUCGUGGAAGGUUACUACGACAAAAUCUUAGGAAGUGAUGGCCUGACGAGUCUCACUUUCCAUACUAACAAGAAUACAUAUGGUCCGUAUGGUCUCCAAGGUAGCACACACUUUGACAUCAAGGCGGAAGGUUACAAGAUAACAGGGUUCCAUGGUCGAGCUGGUGAUACUAUCACUGCUAUUGGAGUUUACUUGGCUCCAGUAGGUACCAUCCCCUUGACUCCUGCAGAACCAACCGAGAAGCUAGAAGAUGGAAGAACGACAUGGGAUGAUGGCGUUUACGACAAAGUGAAAAAGGUCUUUAUAGGACUAGGCCAAGAUGGUAUAGCAUCUGUCAAGUUUGAAUACAUAAAUGGUUCUCAAGUGGUUUAUGGAGUUGAACAUGGGACACCAACAUUGCCUGGAUUCGAGGAGAUUGUGAUUAACUAUCCGGACGAGCAUCUGGUUUCAGUCGAGGGUUGGUAUGAUUCCUCCAAUAUCAUCUUGGGAAUCCAGUUUAAAACUAACAAGAAGACUUCUGAUUACCUCGGCUUUGAGUUCGAUGGUACUGGUACUGAAUUUAAUCUCCAAGUUCAAAACAAAAUCAUCGGGUUUCACGGUUUCUCCAGCAACCACCUCCAUUCCAUUGGAGCUUAUUUCGUUCCGUUACCCUCGACCACCACCACCAUUCCUAUUGUUCCCUUGAAGAAGCUUGGAACUAAGUGGGACGACAGUGCUCACGAAAAAGUGAAAAAGGUCUUUGUAGGACUAGGCCAAGAUGGUAUAGCAGCUGUCAAGUUUGAAUACAUAAAUGGUUCUCAAGUUGUUAUUGGAGUUGAACAUGGGAAACCAACAUUGCUUGGAUUCGAGGAGUUCACUUUGGGAUCGUACGAGUACAUAACGGCUCUUUCUGCUUACACCAAAACGCUGAACACCCAAGAUAUUGUAACGUCGUUGACUUUCACAACGAACAAGAAGACUUAUGGACCUUAUGGAAAUAAAUCUGGUUUCCAGUUUUCUUUUCCGGAGGAGUCCGGAAAACAGCUCGCCGGUUUUCAUGGUACGAGCGACAAUGUUCUCAACUCCAUCGAGGUUCACUACGCUCCCAUACCCGCCGUUCAAAAAUUGGAUGCACAAGGUGGCACUGGUGGAACGGAAUGGGACGAUGGAUCUGAUCACGACGGCGUGACAAAUAUAACCGUAAGAAUUAACUGGCUUGGCAUUCAAUACGUAAGGUUCGACUAUGUGAAAGAUGGACAACCGAAAAACGGUGGCCAACACGGUGGGAAAAGUGGUAGAGGUCACCCGCUAGAUGUUGUGAUUAACCAUCCGGACGAGCAUCUGGUUUCAGUCGAGGGUUGGUAUGAUUCCUCCAAUACCAUCAUGGGAAUCCAGUUCAAAACUAACCAGAAGACUUCUGAUUACAUGGGCUCUGGAUUCAAUGAGGAUACUGGUACUAAAUUUAUCCUCCAAGUUCAAGACAAGAAGAUCAUCGGGUUUCACGGUUUCAACGCAGGCUAUCUCAAUUCCAUUGGAGCUUAUUUCGCUCCGUUAUCCUUCACCACCGCCAUUCCUAUUGUUCCCUCGAAGAAGCUUGGGACUAAGUGGGACGAUGGUGCUUACAAAAAAGUUACAAAGGUCUUCGUAGGACUAGGCGAAGAUGGUAUAGCAGCUGUCAAAUUUGACUACAUAAAUGAUUCUUAUAGGGUUUAUGGAGUUGAACGCGGGAAACCAACAUUGCUUGGAUUCGAGGAGUUCACUUUGGAAUCGUACGAGUACAUAACGGCUCUUUCUGGUUACACCAAAACGCUGAGCAUGCAAGAUGUUGUAACGUCGUUGACUUUCACAACGAACAUGAAGACUUAUGGACCUUAUGGAAAUAAAUCUGGUUUCCUGUUUUCUUUUCCGGAGGAGACCGGAAAACAGAUAGCCGGUUUUCAUGGUACGAGCGACAAUGUUCUCAACUCCAUCGACGUUCACUACGCUCCCAUUCCUAGACUCGUCGUUCAAAGAUUGAAUGCACAAGGUGGCACUGGUGGAACGGAAUGGGACGAUGGAUCUGAUCACGACGGCGUAACAAAUAUAUAUGUAAGAUCAAACAUGUAUGGCAUUCAAUACGUAAGGUUCGACUAUGCGAAAGCUGGACAACAGAAACAAGGAGACCACCACGGUGGCAGUACUGGUAGUAGAGAAUCAGAGAGAGAGAUUGUGAUUAACCAUCCGGACGAGCAAGUGGUUUCCGUCGAGGGUUGGUAUGAUCCUACCAAUGUCAUCUGCCGAAUGCGAUUCAGAACUAACCAAAAGAUUUAUGAUAUCUUGGAAAUUGUAUCCAAUGGUAGUAAUCCUACUAAAUUUACUCUCAAAGUUCAAGACAAGAAGAUCAUCGGGUUUCAUGGUUUCUCCAGCAACCAGCUCAAUUCCAUUGGAGCUUAUUUCGCUCCGUUAUCCUCCGCCACCACCCCUCCUAUCGUUAACCCCGAAGGAGCUUGA